UCAUGUUCAUGUCAAAUGUGUUCUCUCUCUGUCUCAUCUCAGUUGCAAUAAAGCAUCUAAUGUCUACAUCUCUUGGGCUGCCAUGGGUGACAACUGACAACGUAUUUGAAACCGAAAUUCUCGAGUCAGAUUCCUUACUCGAAGAAGAAUCUGUGUUAAAUACCGAUGGUCAAAUAAUCAACUUAUUUGACUUGUCAAUUUAUGCAUCCACAUUGCAGCAUGAAGAUAGGUGUAGGUAUGCAGCCAAACUAUUAUUAGUAGGUUGUGAUUGCCCGUACACAGUUCAUGAAGAAUAUUGGUGUAACGGACUUACAAUCAGUGAAAAAAUGCCUCAGGUUAUUAAUUUGAAUUUGGUGAAUUACCUCAUCUCUCAAUUAUAUAGCGAUGAAUUAGCAGCAAAAUCCAAACUGUUCAUAGGUGUAGUCUUGCCUGAAUUGACAAGUAAGUACUUCACAAAAACUCGAUACAACGUAACUACCGACGAAAAUAAUUAAAUGCCCUGUUUUUGUCAAAAAACCGUGAUAAAUCAAGAAAUGAUAAAAUGUGCCAAUCAGUCUUGUUUUGCUCGCAUGUAUCACAAAAACUGUAUUAUGUCCAUUGGUAUGAAGGUUUUCAGACAGUCAUGGGUCUGUCAUAUCUGCAAAAAAAAUCCACUUUGCCUACGAAGAAACAAUGAAUUGUGAUGUAAGCAUAAAGCAGCAAAGGAAACAUGAUACCAAAUUAAUUGUGUUCCAAAAUCAAGAUGUUUUAAGAGAAAUAAUAGAUAGUCAGAAAAUCA
Messenger RNA from Daphnia magna, 778 nucleotides. RefSeq lists its product as uncharacterized. The record is from RefSeq and is a predicted model, not a curated record. Bases 3 to 494 code for a protein of 163 amino acids. The transcript has 3 exons. Lineage: Eukaryota; Metazoa; Arthropoda; Branchiopoda; Diplostraca; Daphniidae.